CUCCGCCGAAGCUAAUUAGAAACUAGAAAGAAUAUAGAAAACCUCUUCGCUCCUUUUUCAGGAGAAGCGAGGGCGAAUGUCGAAGUCUUGCAAGGGCUUGGCAAUGGAGCUCGUGAAAUGUCUCAGCGAAACAGACUGCGUCAAGGCUCAAAAUAGACCAUAUAGGGAAUGUGCUGGAGAGAAGGAACCUUCUAUAUCAAGUGAAUGUAUUGGUCUGAGAGAAACAUAUUUCAAUUGCAAGAGAGGCCAGGCACACUUCCUCAAAACUCUCCUAACGAAAGAGUCCGACUCACAAAUUUUCGAAGCCCACAUUGGGGAUAGGACAUGAAUAAGAAGCUGCAUCAGUUGAGAAGGGGAAGGAGUAUCUAUGCUAGUCAAUGUAGGAAUAAAUGAUCCUUUUGGGUUUUCUCACUCUCUCUGUUGGGUUUCGAAGGGGCUUGCCAUAUAGAGGUUUUUGAAAGGAAAUUGAGAUACUGUUGUAUAUUUUUUCCUUCUCUUGGGGAUGGGGCCAGGAGGACGGUUUGCAUCAGU
Messenger RNA from Dendrobium catenatum, 531 nucleotides. RefSeq names its product cytochrome c oxidase assembly factor 5. The record is from RefSeq and is a predicted model, not a curated record. Bases 77 to 328 code for a protein of 83 amino acids. Gene Ontology annotation, cellular component: mitochondrion. Gene Ontology annotation, biological process: mitochondrial respiratory chain complex IV assembly. The transcript has 3 exons. Lineage: Eukaryota; Viridiplantae; Streptophyta; Magnoliopsida; Asparagales; Orchidaceae.